Messenger RNA from Pyricularia grisea, 2183 nucleotides. RefSeq lists its product as uncharacterized. Gene Ontology annotation, biological process: carbohydrate transport; transmembrane transport. Lineage: Eukaryota; Fungi; Ascomycota; Sordariomycetes; Magnaporthales; Pyriculariaceae. The coding region runs from base 457 to 2052 and encodes 531 amino acids. Gene Ontology annotation, molecular function: carbohydrate:proton symporter activity. The transcript is spliced from 7 exons. Gene Ontology annotation, cellular component: membrane. The record is from RefSeq and is a predicted model, not a curated record.
ACCUCGGGUACCUACCACAUAUCAACCCAAACAGGCCUCCUUUUCCACCUUUAUGUAUCCACUUCCCACUUGGCACUGCUCAGCCCCAGCAGGUCACAAAAUCACCAUUUUGCUCUCGGUACUAAGGGUGUUAGCAAUACUCCAAUAUUCGGAUCCAUUCCCCGAAGUUGACCUCGUGGAGCGGAGAAUUGUGACCUCGUCUAUGCAACUAUUCUGGGGCCCCGCAACGGGGCUUUCCUUGGAACUACGGGGCAUCCAAGGGGCAUCUGUACAUAUUCCUUGACAAUGCUCCGCAACUUGUGUAGGAUUUUUUUUUCCCCUUAAAUUAACACCAGCACCGCCCAUCUCUGGUCCAUCGUCACGAUCGUCUGGUGAGGGAGGCGACUCGUACGUCAAUCGUCGACAUCCCAAAACAGGCUCUUCUUACCGGUUGCCCUUCGUGAAAACAUCGCCAAAAUGUUUCACUUCAUGAAGGAUCGCAAUGUGAUGCUCACGAGCCAUCUCAGCUCGAACAUGCUUCUUGCGGCGCUGGCCCUGGGCAUCAGCGUGUUUUCCUAUGGAUUCGAGGGUGGUGUCCUCAACACCACUCAGGCCAUGCCGAAGUUCAUCGAGAUGUUUGGAGAGCGUGAUCCGGCGACAGGGAAAUCCGCCCUCACUCCCAGUCAGCUGGCCUACCUCAACUCCAUACCACUCAUCACUUAUGCAGUGGGUGUCGUCGUUGCCUCGCAGCUCAGCGAACGCUUUGGGCGCAAGAUUGUCUUCUUGCUCAUGAACUCGAUCUGCAUGUCCGGCGUGGCAGUUUCCUACACCUCCACGUCGUACGGUCAAAUUCUCGCCGGGCGCAUGAUGCUCCAGACCCACAUCGGAAUGGAGGCCGCCCUGGUUCCCAUGUACAUGGCCGAGCUCGUCCCCAGUGCGAUUAGAGGAAGGAUGGUUGCCUCGUAUACCUUCUCUCACAUUUUUGCAAACUUCAUCUCAUCCAUCAUCACCAACUUUACCAGCAAGUACCCGGACCACAGUUCAUGGAGGGUUCCUUUCGCCGUCAUCUUCACCUUCCCGGCACUAGCGCUGCUGUUGUCCGUCUUCCUUCCCGAGUCCCCUCGUUGGCUGCUAAGGAAGGGAAAGCAGGAGGAGGCCAGGGCCGCGUUGUGGUAUCUCAACAGCGCUCAGAAGGAAUUCAAUGCCGAUGAGCAGAUCAAGCUGCAGCGCCAGGCUCUCGAAGAAUCUGUUGAGCAGGGCCGGUGGAGCGACUUGUUCAAGGGUACCAACAAGAAGCGAACACUUACGGCAAUCGUGGCCGCGUGCUCUAGCAUGUUGACAGGCAUGUCAUUUGCUUCCAACUACGGCACCGUGUUCUUGGCGCAGGUCAACAUUAUGGAUGCCUUCACAGCCACCAUGAUCAAACGGGCCGUCCUGCUCCUCGGGCCCAUCACCGUCAUGACCUGUAUCGAGCGCCUAGGACGACGCAAGACCUUCCUCAGCAUGGGCUCCCUGUCCGCCAUGUCGCUGCUCAUGAUGGGCGUUCUCGGUGCCAUCCAACCUGCAUCCGACGGGCUCAAGAGGGGCAUCGUCGCCAUGUCUAUUCUGUUCCCCUACGCCUACAUUUCCUCCUUUGGGUCCAUCAUGCAGAUCGUGCCCUCGGAGAUCUCGCACAUCAGCCUCCGCGACAAGACCUCCAUGGUCUACUGGAUCGUUUCCGACGUCGCCAACUUUGCCGCCACGUUUUCGCUCCCUUACCUCCUCUCAGAGCCCUAUGCCGCCCUGGGCGCCAAGGUCGCCUUCAUCUACGCCGCCACCAGCGUCUGCUUCCUGGUCUGGGCGUACUUCUGCUAUCAUGAGCUCACCGGCCGUUCGCUGGAGGAGGUCGACGAGCUGUUUGCAGAGGGUGUUCCGGCCUGGAGAUCAGCCAAGUGGGUGUCCACCAGCAAAAUGGGUCAGCUUACCGCCAUGGAGAAUGCCAAGGGCGAUGCCGGCCCUGUGCUUAGCGAAAAGGUCGUCGAUCAGGAUGCCGAGUCGGCACGUCAUGUUGAGAAUGGCGUUGACAAGAACUGAAAGCAAUAAUUACUGGUUGAGCCUGUGUUAGAAUAAGAAGCCGGACUGUGUGAUAAUGAGUCCAAGCGGUGUUCUCCAGGGAACAGAUAAUUCUGGCAGAACCGAGCGAUGCAAAUAUUGUUAUGUUAGCG